Messenger RNA from Carya illinoinensis, 1140 nucleotides. Its product is annotated as leucine-rich repeat receptor-like kinase protein SUNN. Gene Ontology annotation, biological process: protein phosphorylation. The record is from RefSeq and is a predicted model, not a curated record. Lineage: Eukaryota; Viridiplantae; Streptophyta; Magnoliopsida; Fagales; Juglandaceae. Gene Ontology annotation, molecular function: protein kinase activity; ATP binding; protein binding. The transcript has 5 exons. The coding region runs from base 1 to 1140 and encodes 379 amino acids.
AUGCUACCUUCUGAGUUCACCAGGUAUAAGAAGCUGAAACUUUGGAUGGCCCAAACGAAUUUGGUUGGGGAAAUCGCAAACACGAUUGGAGAGAUGGCAUCACUGAAGCAUUUGGAUUUGUUGAGCAACUAUCUGAGCUGGAAAAUCCUGAGCAGUUUCUUUAUGCUAAGGAAUUUACAUAUAGUUUACCUUUACAAAAACGACUUGUCUGGGGAGAUUCCUCAUGUUGUUGAAGCUUUGAACCUAGAUGUCAUCGAUCUCUCAAAGAAUAAUUUGACUGGGAUGAUUCCCAAUGAUUUUGGAAAACUUAGAAAACUUUCAGACUUUGGUUGGUAUUCAAUGCUUGAAGAGUUUCAGGUUGCGUCCAAUUGGUUUACGAGUCAAUUGCUAGAACACUUGUGUUAUAAUGGAAGAUUGAUGGGAGUGGAAGAUUUUGAAAACAACCUAGGUGGAGAAGUGCCCAGUAAUCAACUCUCUAGGCAUAUUCCUAUUGGUCUGUGGACAUCACUAAACAUGAGUAUCUUGAAGUUAAGUGAUAAUUCUUUUAUGGGUGAGCUUCUUGAGAGAUUUUCACAGAAGCUUUCACAGUUGGAGAUGAGCAGCAACUGGUUCAAAAUUUACAGAAAAGGAAAGCCUGGAUUGGACUCCAAAUGGAAGCUCACCUCAUUCCAUAAUCUGAAUUUCACAAAAUCAGACAUUUUGUUGGGACUGACUGAAAAUAAUGUGAUUGCCGGUAGUGGUGGGUCAGGGAAGGUAUACCACGUUUCUUUUAAUAAUUCAUGUGAUAAUGUUGAUAUGAAGAACUCAUUUGCAAUAGCGGAAAGGUUGAAGAAAGGUGACAAUUCAAAACUUAUUGCCUACGAUUAUUUGGAAAACCGUAACCUAGACCAAUGGUUGCAAUAUGGAAAGAGUGAAGCAUCAACUGUCUCAGGUUCAGUCUGUCACGUAGGCCACCUAGAUUGGCCUAAGAGGUUGCACAUAGCAACUAAGGUUGCUCAAGGGCUCGCCUAUAUGCUCCACGAUUGCUCACAGCCCAUUGUUCAUCAAGAUGUGAAGUCAUGCAACAUGCUUUUGGAUUUCAACUUUAAUGCACAAAUGGGUAAUUUUGGUCUGGCCAAGAUGUUUAUCAUGGAGGGAUAA